Molecule: messenger RNA, 2642 nt
Organism: Anopheles funestus (African malaria mosquito)
Lineage: Eukaryota; Metazoa; Arthropoda; Insecta; Diptera; Culicidae
Product: adenosine deaminase 2-like
Exons: 4
Coding region: 623-2212 (529 amino acids)
Biological process (GO): adenosine catabolic process; inosine biosynthetic process
Molecular function (GO): adenosine deaminase activity
Source: RefSeq, a predicted model, not a curated record
AAAAUAAAUCAAUUUAAUUUUUUUUACAAAAUUUCCCAAAAAAAUCAUAAGGGGUAAGCCUUAUGAAAUUUUCGAGUUGAAAAUUUUUUUGAAAUUUUUUUGUUAUUUUUUAUUCUUUCUUUAUUUUAAAGCAUUAUUUGAGCGAAAAGAAACUUAUUGUAACAAAUUUGCAUUAAAAUAUAUCAAAUUUAUAAAUUUUGCACUGUCGAUAAACUUAAAUCAAUGAGGUUUAUUUAGCAUUGAUCCACUAUAACCGAACGUAGGAAAGUUAUGGUCGUUAUGGGCAGGUCAAGCUAUGAAAAUACUGAUGGGGGGUGAACUGAUUUGAAAAGUACUGACCGGGGCGAGGGCGUCAUUUUUGGAGGCCCAAUCAUGCAUCACUUCAAUCAUGCAUGUUUUUUUAUAUGAACGCAAUGUUGAAUUGGCAUAUGCGGUCAAUGAAAAAUAUAUCACUCAUCAAUAAUUUAGCUCUAGUCUCUAUUUGUCUGGCACAAAAAUGCCAAUCACCUCCAAUUAUGGCUUAUUUAUUACUGUUCGGACUUCCAUAGUAGUAGGUUGCUGGAAGCUUGUCCGUUGAUAAAAUAGAAGCCAACCGCAUAAACAGUUUGGUACCGUUUCUGUGAUGCACGUCGCUUUAGAAGCUGCUGUACUUAUCUUGCUGUGCACAACCAGUAGUCAGGGAAGGGUUCUAUCUAGAAUGAAAGCGUAUGAAGAACUUCGCACGGCCAUCGUGGACGCUGAAGCUGGUUAUGGUUUGGGUGGAAAAGUGUUUCUCAACUCGGACGAAUUGCGAACUGAUCGGACGCUGAGGGCGUUGAAAAGGAGCGAAUUGGAAGGGCCCGAUCGAGUCCAACCGGGAGCGGCAGGAAUGCAUUUCUUUGAUGCUAAACCAUUGAUCGAGAAUAGUACCGUAUAUGGCGCAUUGAAGCUAAUGCCCAAGGGUGCUAUAUUGCAUCUGCACAACUCGGCAGCAGUUUCGUCUGGUUGGGUCAUUAGAAAUUUAACAUACCGUCGGGAAGCAAGGCUAUGCAAUGUGGAAGGUCGUUACUACUUCACUGUCAGAACACUUAGCAUCUGUCCGGAGAAUCAAACGAGACUUAUUGGCGACAUGAGGAAGGAACGCCAGAAGGACAUAGUUGCAUUUGACGAAUGGCUGGAAUCGUUAAUCAAUAUGAAGUUGAAACCAUCCCGAAACCGGCACGCUACUAUCGAUGAGCUGUGGAUGGAGUUUGAGAGCUGUUUUGAUGCGAUAAAAGGCUUUCUUCAGUAUAAACCAUUCUUUGAAGCAUAUCACCGACAACUGCUACAGGAGUUUCACAACGACAACGUGUACUACAUUGAGCUGCGAGCGUCUCUUUCGAAAUUGUUUGACUCCAACGGAAAAGAGUAUGGUCCACCGGAGGUGGCGUACAUACUACACCAAAUUGUGGAAGAUUUUCGCCGACAGCAUCCAACCUUUCACGGCGUUAAAAUAAUACUGUCCAAGCACAAGAACAUGAGCAAUGCUGAGCUUGAAAGUGCGCUAAAGCUGUACGAAAGCUUGAGUGCCACUUUUCCAGGCUUUGUUGUCGGGUUCGAUUUAGUUGGUCAAGAAGAUGUGAAUCGGUCUUUGAGAAGUUUUGCUUCGUCACUACUAGAACCACCAACAUCAUCAGGACCCCCAAACUACUUUUUCCAUGCCGGAGAAAUAGGUAAACGUUUUUCGAGUUCAGAUUCCAACAUUCUAAGUUUCGCAAUAAUUUCAGUUGGAUAUUUCUCCGAAGCCAGCGAGAACGUUAUCGAUGCCGUACUACUAGACACUAAACGGAUCGGGCAUGGUUAUGCGCUGAUCAAGCAUCCCAUUCUUUGGCACGCCGUUCGACGAAAACAAAUCGCCCUUGAAGUAUGUCUGAUCUCCAACCAAGUGCUAGGACUGGUGCGUGAUCUACGCAAUCAUCCGGCCAGCUUUUACGUGGCGCAAAAUAUACCCAUCGCUAUCACGAGUGAUGAUCCUGGCUUUUGGGAUGCGAUUGGUGUAACGUUUGACUACUAUUAUGCGUUUAUGGCAAUUGCACCGCAAGCGGGACUUGGUUUCCUGAAGCAGCUCGUAUGGGAUUCCAUCAGAUACAGUUCGCUUAGUGACGAAGAGCGACAAAAUAUCACGCAAACAAUGGAGAAACAAUGGGCCCUGUUUGUACGGGAAAUGGCAAGAGAAAAAGGAACUGGAAACUAAACAUUAUGUUGUAAAAACAAACAAGUAAAGUGUAAGGAUAUCCCCAUAGAACCGAUUUGUAUUUGAACCAAGCGACUACACACAAUAGGACUGGUACUUAAUCUCAUCCGGAUCGUUACAGCAAUGAAUAAAAAAAUCAAGAAAACCGAAAAGGCAGAGGAUGAAUUAUCAAAAAAAAGUUUAAAUUUGAUCCUUUCUGGUAGCAAUAAAGAAAAAUAAUUUAAAUUAAAAAUAAAUUCCAAUUAUAUGUCCUACUACUCUUGCGUUACCGAGCCAGUGUGCAGAAGAAGCAAUGUGUAGUUGUCUCUGUUACGCACUUUAAACAUGAUCAGUAGAGACACCUGUCUGGGUGUGCGUGAGCGACGUCCAAACACAGUGUGCCAUGCAAACGCACCCCAAGUGAUCGUUGCUAUUGUUGUUGUUGUUGUUG